Messenger RNA from Drosophila innubila, 1341 nucleotides. Its product is annotated as brachyurin. The record is from RefSeq and is a predicted model, not a curated record. The transcript has 4 exons. Gene Ontology annotation, biological process: proteolysis. The coding region runs from base 1 to 1266 and encodes 421 amino acids. NCBI's taxonomy places the organism in Eukaryota, Metazoa, Arthropoda, Insecta, Diptera, Drosophilidae. Gene Ontology annotation, molecular function: serine-type endopeptidase activity.
AUGCGCGCGACGCCACAGUUCGCUGCUGCGGCGCUGGACUGGCAACAGGUUAAGCCAAUGUAUUUAGUGUCCAUGUAUCCGGGCCCGUUUGGCAUGGCCUUGUCGCAGACGACAACCACUUCACUGUCCGCCGAACUGGACGCGGAAAUGAGCGCUACCAAUGACGACAGUCGCAUCAGCAGCGACAGCAGCAGCAGGGAAGACAACAUUCAAACCGCUGAUGAACGAGAGCCAUUGGUGUUGAAUCUGGAGACGACGCCGCUGCUGGAUAGCAUGCUGCCCGAAGGGGCUAUGGCUAUGGAUCGCAUCUUUGGCGGAGAUGUGGGCAAUCCGCACUGUUUUCCCUACCAGGUGGGCAUGCUGCUGCAGCGUCCCAAAGGUCUCUACUGGUGCGGCGGAUCCCUAAUCUCCGAACAACAUGUGCUAACCGCAGCACAUUGCGUGGAUAUGGCCAAACGCGCCUUGGUCUUUCUGGGCGCCAAUGAGAUCAAGAACGCCAAGGAGUCCGGUCAGGUGCGUCUUAUGGUGCCCAGCAGCAAUUUUCACAUUUAUCCCACAUGGAAUCCCAAGCGUCUGAAAGAUGACAUUGCAAUAAUACGCCUGCCACACGCGGUUAGCUUCAACGAGCGCAUACAUCCCAUACAGCUGCCAAAGCGACAUUAUGAGUAUCGCAGCUUUAAGAACAAGCUGGGCAUUGCCUCCGGUUGGGGUCGCUAUGCCACAGGAGUGCAUGCCAUCAGUAAUGUGCUACGCUACGUGCAACUGCAGAUCGUCGAUGAUCGAACUUGUAAGCGCAACUUUCCGCUGUCCUUUCGUGGCACGAACAUUUGCACAAGUGGCCGCAAUGCAAAGUCCACCUGCAAUGGUGACUCGGGUGGACCGUUGGUGUUGCAACGGCGUCACUCGAAGAAACGGGUGCUGGUGGGGAUUACCUCGUUUGGCAGCAUAUACGGCUGUGAUCGCGGCUAUCCAGCGGCCUUUACCAAGGUGGCCUCGUAUCUGGAUUGGAUUAGCGAUGAAACGGGCGUCCACUCACAUCAGGACACCACGGAGGCCAUUUUCUUUGAUCAAUACAUCAAGAACUAUGGCAAGGAGCGACACAAUCGCAAGCUGCGACCCGAGCAGAACUUUGACGAUGAUCUGCCCGAUGAACUGGACGUGCAUCAUCCGCGACUCCAAUCUGAUGAGAGUGAGGAUGCAUCCGAAGCAGUCAGUCGACGGCCUCAUUCAAAACCCAAGUCCGAAAAUAAUUAUUAUUUCUUGUAGCUUCAAUUUCAGCAAGAGAAUAAACUUUUAUUUUAAGUUAAGCAAAGAUUUGUUGACAACGUUUAGUAACCCUUG